This is a messenger RNA of Maniola jurtina (meadow brown), 2381 nucleotides long. RefSeq names its product protein gooseberry-neuro-like. The transcript has 6 exons. The record is from RefSeq and is a predicted model, not a curated record. The coding region runs from base 457 to 1842 and encodes 461 amino acids. Lineage: Eukaryota; Metazoa; Arthropoda; Insecta; Lepidoptera; Nymphalidae. Gene Ontology annotation, biological process: anatomical structure development; regulation of transcription by RNA polymerase II. Gene Ontology annotation, molecular function: DNA-binding transcription factor activity, RNA polymerase II-specific; RNA polymerase II cis-regulatory region sequence-specific DNA binding.
ACUCUCUCUCUACGAACACAGUGGUACUCUCAGUUCUAUACAACCUCCUCAGCUGCACUCACGCGCAGAAAAAAAGAUAACGCGAUCUAUAGAUCUUUUUUCUAAUAAAAAGACACCGCCAUCUGAAAGACAUCUUGGCCUAUAGUCGGGUUAAACUGACCCGUACUAACGAACGCGUUGCGUCCAGCCGAUGUUCGAAUCACGAUAUUUAUGGCUCCAUAAUUAAUUCAACAUGUCGUUAUAAUUAUGUAAAUACAAAUGGGUGAUAAUCAAUUUAAAUUAUGCGUUCGAGACUUAAUUUAAUGUAAACAAACAUUUAUCAUUUGUGACGUUUACGGUGCUAUGUUUUAAUGGUUAAAAGCUCUAACUGGGAAGUGGCUUUUUGUCGGUUGAGUGUAUGCGAUACUUUGUGCUUGCGGCGUGGUUGAUGUAAAUAUCAUUGGCUAUCAUACCAUUAUGGAACGCCACCAGAAUGGUAUGGAUGUGUGGGUAGGACAAGGUCGAGUAAACCAGCUGGGCGGGUUGUUCAUCAACGGGCGUCCCUUGCCUAACCACAUCAGGCUGAAGAUCGUGGAGAUGGCGGCUGCGGGGGUCAGGCCUUGCGUCAUCUCACGCCAACUGCGCGUCUCGCACGGAUGCGUCUCGAAGAUCCUCAAUAGGUAUCAGGAGACGGGAUCCAUCAGACCAGGCGUGAUAGGUGGUUCUAAGCCCAGAGUAGCAACGCCUGAAGUUGAAUCAAGAAUAGAGGAGCUUAAGCGCCAAAACCCUGGAAUAUUCUCGUGGGAAAUACGAGAAAAACUCAUUAAGGAGGGCGUAUCUGACCCACCCAGCAUCUCUUCGAUUUCAAGGCUACUGCGAGGAGGGGCAAGGGAAUCUGAUGGAAAGAAAGACUAUAGCAUUGACGGCAUACUUGGAGGUCGCUGCUCGGACUCCUCAGACAUAGAAUCAGAACCAGGUCUGACCCUCAAACGCAAGCAGCGCCGGUCUCGCACCACUUUCUCAGGCGAACAGUUGGAUGCGCUGGAGAGAGCAUUCCACAGGACCCAGUACCCUGACGUGUACACAAGAGAAGAACUGGCUUUGCAGACUGGCCUAACAGAAGCUAGGAUACAAGUGUGGUUCUCUAACAGGCGAGCUCGACUUAGAAAAAAUACAGGUUCGAACUCAGCUCCAUCACUUGCAAGCUACUCAACGUUACCAAUGCCGCAGAUACCUUGCCCGUAUCCUGCAGGGGAAAUAACCUCUCUCUCUCAACAUCAUCCCCAACAUCCGGAUGCGUGGCAUCAUCAGAAAUAUGCGAACUAUAACCAACUGAUGGCGCAAUCUCAACAUUUAAAUCAAGCUUUCCAAAACGCUGCGUUCCCAAGCACUUCAGGCGCAACCUUCAGUCACUUGGUUGCAGGCGCCAACGCUCCAUCUCACAGUCAGCUUUUAGACACCAAUGUUCCGAGAAAUGAUUACCCUCGAUACACUAAUAACGAUAUUUAUAAUAAACCUAUCAAUUAUAUGCCAAAAGGUACUGAAAAUGACGACAAAGUUGUUAGUGAUGAUGUCAUAGAGCAGAGAGAUGACGCCUUCGUGAAAGCUACGGGACCUGAAUAUAAAGAGUUACCAAAUAGUGAUUAUUCAAAAGUUCCCACUGACUAUACUAAACUACCCGUAGAUCCAACUCCACCUAAUUGGAGCCCCUCACACAAUUCUUUGAAUAUGAGCUUAGCUGGAUUAUCAAGUGAUUAUAAAUAUAUGAGUGAUCCAUAUACGUUUCCCAAUAUUGCUUCUGAUCCUCUUAACCAACAUACUUAUUCAAAUCCCGGUAAUACAGCUAACAAGUACUGGAUUUGACAAUUUGUAAAUAUUUUAUUUUUAUUUGUAGAUAGUAAUCUACCUGUAAAGUUAGGGCCUGUUUCACACGGAUAAACUUUAUCUAACAAGGGCGCUAUGGACUGGGAAUCUAUAAAAAUUUAUUUAUUCGUUAGAUAAAGUUUAUCUGGAGGUUGUGAAAGAAGCCCUAACUAAUGCCCGGCAUAAUAUGUUGCAAUAUGACUCACGCGGUAUAUUAUUGGUACUAUGUCUUAAACCUUUCCGCAAGUUGCAACAAUAAUUGUACAAAGUAUCAACUCAAUCGGAUAGAUGACGCAUAAAAGCAAACUGACAGACAGGCAUUAAUUUUUAACACAUAAUCAGUAUACUGCAUAAAAUUUAAAUAUUAUCAUGUAAUUUAAAAUUAUUAUUAAAACUUUUACGUGGCAUACAAGAUUGUCAAAAUCCAGUUCUUAGGCUUAGCAUUAUAUUAUUUUUAUUUUAAAAAUAUUGUAUAAAUUAAAAUACCUAAUAAUGAAUUGUAUGAUAACUGUACAAUAAGUAAUUAUUGUUAUUAGUCC